Molecule: messenger RNA, 3165 nt
Organism: Trichobilharzia regenti
Lineage: Eukaryota; Metazoa; Platyhelminthes; Trematoda; Strigeidida; Schistosomatidae
Source: the annotation of a GenBank genome assembly
AUGUCUAUUGAUAUUACAGAUAAAGUUCUUUUGAAAUGUAAUUCUGGCAUCAGAAGUAAAGUUAUCGAUAUUGAAAUGACUUGGUUGCAUGCACCACUUGAAGAUCAAACUAUGGAUCUGUUAAGUCUACUUGCUGAUGGAUUAGUCUCUCCUUUACUCUGUCAUCUAAUCGGGCUGCCUUUAGUUCAAGUGACACUGGAUCGACUGUAUACAGUUACAGACCUGCGAAAUAUUUUCAAUCCAGGCGAUCCAGAUGCAUUAAAAAAAUUCAUUGAAGGACCUGUCUUGGAUGAUACAAAUUUUCCACCUUUAACAACAAAUUCAGAUGACUCAGGGCCUUUAGAACAUCAUGGAGUUUAUGGAAUCUAUGAUAGCUGUCUACCUUCUAAAUGUAUACUACCUAUGGAGAAUACAAAGCGUGAAUUGAAAUCUCGUUUUGAAAAGAAUGAUGAUAGCGAUAAUGAUGUGAUUAUCGGAGAUGGAGGUGCAGACGGUGAUGUUGAAGCGGCUGAUUACAUUCCGAUAUGUUUAUUGUGUCCACUUACUCGGACAAGAAUUGAGUUUCCUGUAAGAUCGUAUAAUUGUUCACAUCUUCAAUGUUUCGAUUUAAAUUCCUAUCUAACAAUGAAUCUACGUCGACCACGUUGGACAUGUCCAAUAUGUAAUACGCAUUCACCAUUUCGUGAUCUAAGAGUUGAUGAAUUAUUUAUGAGUAUUAUUCAAGAUCCACGUAGUGCUAAUCUUGAAUUUGUUCAUAUGGAUUCAAAUGGGGAUUGGCAUGUAAACAAUCUUCCUAGUACCAAUGCUGCUACGGCGACGACGACGACGACGACUACCACUAAUGCUACUAGUGCUACUAGUACUCCUACUAAGAAUGAUUCACUUACUGUCGACAAAUGUCCACCUACAGAAAUCAAGUCUACCGAUGACGAAGACGAUGAUGAUGAUGAUGCGGCAACAUCAAAUAAUAAUAAUAAUCAAGGCGAUCAUGAUACUGUGACAGAAACUGAUGCUAUUGUCAAGGAUAAAACAGAAAACACCGGCGGUGGUAAUGAUGGUGGUCGUGAAGAAGGAGAAAGCGGUAAUUCCCCUGAAAAAAGUCAAUUGAUAACGAUGAAUGAAUCAAAGGAAAUGGUAACAUCUGUUGAUAAUCUUGAGGCUACUACUGCCACUACUACUACUACUACGACGACGACGACUACUCCUACUGCCACUACUGCCACUGGGGUGAGAGAAAAUCGUCAUUCAGAGGAACCUAUAGUGAUUAUAUUAAGCGAUGAUGAUGAUGAUGACGAGGAGGUGGCGGAUAAUAAUAAUAAUGAGAAUGACAAUGGCGGUGACGUUGAUGACAGAGGAGGUGAAAAGAAUGAAGAAGGUUGUCCAUCUAACAGUCAUCAAAAUGAAUUAAGAAAUGAUAAUGGAAAUAUGAAUUCGACGGAUAAAUCAAAGAAUCCUGUACGUGAUCACUCUUUAUCGCAUAUAAAUGAAAAAGUUAAUGGAAUUACACCACCAAUUGCACUUUCAAAAUAUACAACCCUUGAAAUUGAUUUAACCAAUGAUGACUCUUCAGAUUCGUCAAUUAAUAAUGAAGAUACUACACCUAGUCGGAUAUUAGACACAGUCAUAUCAUUUAAUAAACACCAACAUCAACAACACAAUCAGCAUCAACAUUCUCGUCAGCAAUACCAGCCUCAACAUCAUCAGCGUAAUCGUCAUCCUCGUCAUCCUUAUACGGUUGUAGCACUGCCACGACCAUCACAACCCCAACAACAACAACAACAACAAUUAGUCAUCAAUAAUGGUGGAGAAGUUGGCCAGCAAUUAUUCAGUUCAACACCAACAACAACAACAUCCUCCUCGACAUCAUUAUCAUCAUUAUCAUCGAUAUCCUCAUCAGAGUCAUCAAUGCGUCGUACACCUGAUCAACACCAGCAUCAUCUACAUCAUCAAUUAAGUCUUUGUACAAAAGGUGAUCCAUUGAUUGUUAUUAGUCCGUUACCAGCAAUAAGUGUUGCUAGUGCUAUAUCUGGUUCACUUAGAAUUGAUGAUGCUCAAAUUGAUAUGCAUUUUAUAAAUCAUCAGUAUAAUUCAUUAAGAAAUGAAUUUAAUAAAGAUGCUAAUAAACAAUUAUCACUUAUAAAUACUACUAAUAAUAAUACUAUUAUUACUAUUACUACGACUAGUACUAAUACUAAUACUACAAAUAACAAUGAUGGAAAUUCUACACUAUCGUCUAUGCCUUCAUUUACAACAAAUGAUAAUGCUUUACUCAGUUCUUUGAAUCCUGAAUCAGAAUUUUAUAAACAUUUAUUAGAAGUGACUGCAAAUCGAGUGAAUCAAGCAUUACUGAAAAAUAAUUCGUCCAUGGACAACAAUACUACUACUACUACUAAUACUGCUAUUGGUAGUAAUAGUGGUGGGGGUGGUGGUCUUCCUUCUACAAGUGGAAAUAAACGCAAAAGUAAUUUAUCAUCAAGUAGUGACAGUAAACGAACUGACCAUCGAACAAAAUCCUCGAAGAAGAUUGUUUUAUUGGAUUCUGAUGAUGAAAUGAUUGAUGCCACGUCUAAUCCCAAUCCAACUUCCCCUACUACACAUCGUCGAAAUGCUCAUAUCGUGAAAAUGCAACAAGUCACUGCUUUGGCUCGUCUAAUCCAAGAAAGAUCACGUCGUAUUAAACCUUUAACUGAAACAUCUAAAUCUCAAAGUCUAGAGGCGUCGACAGCUGACAAUCAUCAUCAUCAGCACCAUCCGUCAACAAGUUGCACCAGUAGUAGAACCGUACAAAAACACACUACUACCAUCCCUAUAGAAUCAUCUUCUAGAAAAACACGUCCAUCUAGACAAAAUCGUCGAAAAAGUCGAAUUGAACCGAUUGACAGUGAUAAUUCCUCUUGUAGUAGUAAUAGUCCUAGUACUAGUAAUACGUGUUGUAUUUCAGAAAUGUCAUGUAUCUCACAAUCAGAAUCGGAAGAAGAAGCAGGAGCUUCACGUGGAUCUUCAUUUAGUGGAUCACAGUUCACAGAUGAAGAUGAUGACGACGAUGAUGAUGAUGUAUCAAUUGAGUCUUUCUCAUCGGAUGAUCGUUGGUCACCAUCACGUGAAUAUAAUAGUUCCAAUAGAAGACAAACAACAAAACGGAAACCUACAAAAGUUAGACGAUGA